CCUGGAAGCCCUCCCGAUCCUAUAAAACCGACUCCAGGAGUCCUGACGGCCCAAACUCUCCACCGUUCACCGCCAGACUAGCGGCGCGAUCAACCGGAAACUGAUCGCCGGAAACGCGCGAGCGAAGCAACAGUUUGUCUUUUGGACUCCGGUGCCGGCAUACGCUGCUACUUUUUCUGUUUCGUUAUGAAAAUGUUCCUUGUCACGCGGGUCUUCCUAACUUGUUAUGUUUUACUGUAUUGGUCUGCUCAUGCUGUGGUUGGGACAAGCACAGAGAGCUCGUGUGACAUAGACAUAGAAGACACGCUGAGGGCAUUGCUGGCGGACCAAGAUAGUCCCUCGAUACAAGUCCAGGCCUUACGUCGUGACCUGUUAAGGAAGAUCCAGGAAAUACUGGAACGGAAAGCCUUAGAGGAUGAAGAAAGUUACUACAAACGCUCGUUAGCUGCAUUGGCAGCCAGCAACAACCUGCCUGGGAAGAGAAAUCUGGAAGCAUUGGCUAGGAAUGGGUAUAUCAAGACACUGCCGGAAGAAGAGGAUCCUAACUACAAAAGGAGUGUAGCGAAUUUGGCGAAGAAUGGUCAGUUUCCGUUGAGGCAGGAGGAACCUAAGCGUGGUAUAGCAAGCUUAGCUAGGAAUGGCGACCUACGACCACCUAGGAAGGGUAUUCAAGACACGCUGGAUGACCUCUACGGUAAACGAAACAUAGCUAGUUUAGCCAGGAAUUAUGAACUUCCAAACUAUCAGAUUCAGUACAAGAGGAACAUCGCUUCUGUUGCAAGGAAUGGAAAAUUCACAGGAAAGAGAUCAGUAGCUCCUGCAGUACCACAGAGGCGCAAGCGAGAAAUAACAGACUACCAAUACGAGAACGAAGAAUAUCCACAGCUAGUUCAUCAAAAUAUUCUUGAUUAUGAAGAUAUGAUCCAGGAUUUGAACGCUCCUAUUUACGAUGCGGCGGAUAAGCGAUUUUUAGGCUCGGUAGCAAAGAGCGGCUGGUUCCGACCGCAAUCCCUUUCAUCAGGCUCCAGGUCGACGUCUACUAGGUAUCAGUUUUCACCCGGAAAAAGGCACAUAGGCGCUUUGGCCAGACUGGGAUGGCUGCCUUCGCUCCGGAACAUCCGGAGGUUCAACAGAUCCGGACGAUCAGCCAGUGACGCGUGCAGGUUAUAUAUUGGUGUUGGAUGGAUGUUUCCGUAG
Molecule: messenger RNA, 1197 nt
Organism: Acanthoscelides obtectus
Lineage: Eukaryota; Metazoa; Arthropoda; Insecta; Coleoptera; Chrysomelidae
Source: the annotation of a GenBank genome assembly